Messenger RNA from Salvelinus namaycush (lake trout), 3161 nucleotides. Its product is annotated as peroxisomal membrane protein PEX16-like. Lineage: Eukaryota; Metazoa; Chordata; Actinopteri; Salmoniformes; Salmonidae. The transcript has 11 exons. The record is from RefSeq and is a predicted model, not a curated record. Gene Ontology annotation, cellular component: peroxisomal membrane. Gene Ontology annotation, biological process: peroxisome organization. The coding region runs from base 54 to 1070 and encodes 338 amino acids.
AUAAUGUGUAGGUGAUCGUUUCAGUACAUGUUUUGAUUUAGCAGUUUAAUGCAAUGUCUAAACUGUACACAGAGAAACUGACCCGGCUCUACGAGCGGUAUCGGGAGUACGUUACGAGGAACCCUGCAGCGACUGGACAACUGGAGAGCACCGUAAGAACGCUGUCGUACCUCAUUUCAGGGCGUUUCACUGACUCCCACGAAAUCUCUGAAUUGGUGUACUCUGCCUCCAACCUGCUGGUGCUGCUUAAUGAUGGCAUUCUGCGCAAAGGGCUGUGUCGAACCCUACCCAUGUCUCUCUCUCAGCAGAGGCUUCUCACCUGGCUGUCAGUGGUGGAGUACGUGGAGGUGUUCCUGGAGAUGGGGGCCACCAAGCUGUGGGGGGAGGGAGGUCGCUGGCUGGUCAUAGUGCUCAUCCAGAUCACUAAAGCCGUCUUGCGCUUCCUACUGCUCUUCUGGUACAAAUCUGGCAUGCAGACUUCCCCUCCUAUUACCCCACUGGACAGGGAGGCACAGGGAGGCAACGAUGAGGACCAUGAUGACCACCAGGAUGACAGCUCCUUUGUGGGCCAGCGGUCAGGGAGGGUGAUGAGGCCGUUGGGAAAUGCUCCCUCUCUGCAGGCUCGUCUGUGGGCAGCCCCCAGUAGGGAGAAGAGGUGUAAUGUGGAAGAGGAUCUGACCUCUAGUCCCACUGCCCUGGGGGUCCAGGAGACCAUAGCAGAGUCCAUGUACAUCGGACGCCCGCUGGUACACUUGCUCUGCCUGGGAAUGUGUGGGAGAGGCUCCUGGAAACCGUGGCUCGUAUCUGGAGCCAUGGAAAUGACCAGUUUUGGUUUGAUGAGUGACACUAAGUCUCUGAACCGGCAGGAGAGGGCGGAGGUGAGGAGGAGGGCCUUUCUGCUUCUGUACUACCUGCUCCGCUCCCCUUUCUACAACACAUUCUCUGAAACAAAGAUCCUGUUCCUACUCCGAUUUCUGUCAGACAACGUUCCCGGCGUCGGGCUGGUUGCUCGCCCUCUAAUGGAUUACCUACCUGUCUGGCAGAAGAUCUACUUCUAUAACUGGGGCUGAGGGCAAGAGGUGGUUGAAGGUCACCUGGCCAGCUGGAUAGAGAUCGACACUAAAGAGGGAGACCCUGAGUAAAAUACAGAGCCAGAGACACAAGUCCCCCACAGACUGCGCUGGUUAAUCUGCUCUAUUUCAACUGGGACCCUCAAAUAAGAUCCAACAUGCAGUUAUGUUGCUAGGGCAUGCCAGAGUACCUUACGGAUCCUUCCGUUCUGUUGCUAGGGCAUGCCAGAGUAUCUUACGGAUCCUUCCGUUCUGUUGCUAGGGCAUGCCAGAGUAUCUUACGGAUCCUUCCGUUCUGUUGCUAGGGCAUGCCAGAGUAUCUUACGGAUCCUUCCGUUCUGUUGCUAGGGCAUGCCAGAGUAUCUUCCGGAUCCUUCCGUUCUGUUGCUAGGGCAUGCCAGAGUAUCUUCCGGAUCCUUCCGUUCUGUUGCUAGGGCAUGCCAGAGUAUCUUCCGGAUCCUUCCGUUCUGUUGCUAGGGCAUGCCAGAGUAUCUUCCGGAUCCUUCCGUUCUGUUGCUAGGGCAUGCCAGAGUAUCUUACGGAUCCUUCCGUUCUGUUGCUAGGGCAUGCCAGAGUAUCUUCCGGAUCCUUCCGUUCUGUUGCUAGGGCAUGCCAGAGUAUCUUCCGGAUCCUUCCGUUCUGUUGCUAGGGCAUGCCAGAGUAUCUUCCGGAUCCUUCCGUUUUGUUGCUAGGGCAUGCCAGAGUAUCUUACGGAUCCUUGCCUUUUGCAUUCCCUCCUUGUUCUUUAUUUUUGUAAUCUGAGUGAUUUCUGUCAGACUGAUCUUGAACCAGUGAUUAUAUGAUGAAUUGAUGCUGGUUGUGUGAUUUAGUUUUCUCCUUUUGUAAACUAUACAUUACCCAGAGGUGUUAUUGACCGAGUGGUAUGAGAUAUUUGUCACCGCUGGUGAUGAUCACCAUCUUGUCAGUCAGUUUUGCUGUCUGUCACUGGGAACAAUCCCUCCUAAAUGUCUCCAGUUAAACAACCCAUUACAGCUAGCCCUGAUGGGUUCUGUGCAGUUGGUCCUACAGCAUUACAUCAAAUGACUUUGAGGCUGGUUGAAGUUCUCUCUAUGGGGCUGUCCCAAUAUCUAAUUUCUCCCAAAGUGUUCACUCCUUCCCACAAAUCUAGAUAUGCAUUUGGCAUGGGCUAGUGGGAGUUUCCACCAUAUUUCGUAUACUAGUCAUUUCCUUUCAAAUCUGUGAAGGGACGUUAAUUGGAGGAAGGAGAGAAUUGGGCCAUAACCUACAUUCCUCUUAUGUUUGUCAGAUUGGCACAGUGGGUAGAAAAACAAAUGAAUGUGACCAUGAUAUGGAAUCUAACAUUUGUAUAUUAAAUAUAUGCUGUAUUCUCAAUUAUUGGUAUUAACAGUGGGUACCUAAAUGGUGCUGGUCCAGUAGUUGUAUUUUAUUUAACCAGGCAAGUCAGUUACGAACAAAUUCUUAUUUACAAUGUCGGCCUAGGAACAGUGGGUUAACUGCCUUGUUCAGAACAGAUUUUUACCUUGUCAGCUCGGGGAUUAAAUCCAGCAACCUUUCGGUUACUGGCCCAACGCUCCAACCACUAGACUACCUGCCGUCCCGUCUAAUUGUUACUUAAUUGGGGUUGAGAAUUAAGAAUCGAUUUUUGUAGUUUAUCCAGACUACUUGAAAACAACCAUCUGGAAAUACAUUGAAACCAGGUUGUUUUCCCUGUGUGAUAAAAGUGUUGAUGAUUGGGGGAAGUGGAAUGUUGUGGCUCUGAGUGCCUUUUCAAAAGUUGACUUACCAGAGGAAAAAGGAAAUGAGGUCUAAUGUACUUAUUUGAAAUUGUGUGAAUGUUUUUUUUAUUUAUGAAUCCUACAAAUGUGUUCAAUAAAUCAACAGAAUAAUAAUCUAUUUAUUUUAGGUAGGUUUUCAUGACUGCGUUUACACAGUACAAAUCAGAUUUUUUUUUGACCAAUGAGAUCAGCAUGUGUAAACACAGUCCUUGUCAUGCAGACAACUAGGAUUCAGUCCAUGAACUUAACAGCGGGCAACCAUAGUGAUGGAUUUCAAUCUUUAUUGACACAAAUCUAACUUUUUGUAGCCUACAAUAAAUAACUUUUGUUUUCA